Molecule: messenger RNA, 707 nt
Organism: Spirodela intermedia
Lineage: Eukaryota; Viridiplantae; Streptophyta; Magnoliopsida; Alismatales; Araceae
Source: the annotation of a GenBank genome assembly
AUGGAGAAGGUAAAACCAGUUACCACUCCUCUUGCCACCCAUUUUAAACUUUCUUCUUUAAUUCUGCAAAUGUAAUCGAAAAGAGAAUAUAUGUCUAAAGUCCCCUAUUCAUCAGCAGUUGGAUCACUCUGUAUGCGAUGAUCUACAUGCGCUCUGAUAUCUCACAAGCAGUUCAAUGGAUUCUUAGACACCUACGUAGAACUUCUGAUGUGUGCUUGGAUUUUAGAAAAUCAAUCUUCAAAGUCUCUGGCUAUGUAGAUUUUGAUUAUGCAGUAGAUCUCAAUAAGAGGAGAUCUCUUAUAGGUUAUAUUUUCACUUUAGAUGAAUGUGCAAUUUUGUGGAAGGCGACUCUACAAUCAAUUAUGGCAUUAUCUACCACUAAAGCUGAAUAUAUUGCCAUCAUAGAGGCAGUAAAGGAGGCCAUCUAAUUGAAAGUUCUUUUCAAUGAAAUCUACUCAAAAUAGUUUUUGGUUAAUCUGCUCUGUGAUAGUUAGAGUGCCAUCCAUCUCUCAAAAGAUCAAUUGUUCCACGAAAGAACAAAAAACAUAGAUGUACAUUAUCACUUUGUACAAGAUGUGUUCUUGAAAGGAGAUAUCUCUAUUAUGAAGAUUAGUAUGCAUGACAACCCAGCAGACAUGAUGAUAAAGCCUCUUCUGUUAGGAAACUUUCAAUAUUGUCUAAAUUUGACUGGAUUAUUCGCUGAAUGA